AUGAAAUUAACAAUUCGAUCCGAUAAACCAAUUGUAAAUUUGUAUAAUAAUUUCCCAAAAGAUUUAAGGGAACAUUUGGAAAAGUGGGAUUUAGGUACUGAGAGUACUUUCUAUGAAUCGUUCUAUGUGGAUUUGGAUAUGAAUCAACAUGAUGAAGCAUUAGUAAAUACCGAAUCUAAGGAACUGCUCCUCAAAAGGGCCCUUGCAAAUUCUGAUCAAAUCAAGGAACUGGCUAAUGAGUACUUGAAUAGAUUGAAAGAGAGAUUUAUUUGCUGUGGAGCUCUGCAUCAAUUAGAUACUGUUCAAGAUGUGUCACCUAUGAACAUCAAGUUGGCAGACAUGACGUUAAUUCAGAGAGAAUUUCUAACCAAUGAGUCGUUGUUAUACUUGAAAUCUCUCAACACCAGAAAAUGCUUAGACGAACAAAUUGACUCUGAAAUGUAUGUCUCUGAUGAGUACAGAAAGGCUAUGGCAUACAUGUUGUGGGCUGAAGGAUGUACCUAUUACAAUGAAGAUACUUUCAUUGAGAAUUGUAACUUCCAACAGUACGGACUAGUGGAGGACUCUUGGACUAAUAUUUGUGCUCGAGAGCUACUGUUGCAUAUACAUGCAAGAUUGGUUAUAGGAGGAAAAUUUGGCCAGUAUGAAGAUAAUUUGAUGCCAUAUUUUAAUAAUACCAAGUUACUAUAUAAGAACAUUGUCUCCGUGCAGAAAGUGAGCAGUGUUGAUUCAAAUCAAAGUAGUCAAGGUUUUUCCAUUGCAUCCAAAGCGUACAAAUGCCCAGUCACCAACGAUCUGGUGGAUAAGAGUUACUUCCUCCUAAUUGUUCAUCCAAUAGAUAAGAAGGUUACAAUCAUGUUGCAUGCAGAGUGA
Naegleria gruberi is the source of this 873-nucleotide messenger RNA. RefSeq lists its product as uncharacterized. The record is from RefSeq and is a predicted model, not a curated record. NCBI's taxonomy places the organism in Eukaryota, Heterolobosea, Eutetramitea, Acrasida, Naegleriidae. The coding region runs from base 1 to 873 and encodes 290 amino acids. The transcript has a single exon.